UAUAAUGAUAUGAAGGUGGAAGUUGCACGAGAGAAACUUUUAUCAAACUUUGAGGUAUACAACCAUCUUGUAGAUAUACAAAAAGAAAACAACUGGAACUUCACGUUGGGUGAGGAUACCAAUAAGAAACAACGCAGAAAGAGAGGAAACCAUUUAAUAGAUCUAGAAAUCAUUACAAGAGAGCUUUCAGGAUUUUUGGUUCGAACAGGGCAGUCAAAUGAUUAUUCCAAACAGAAUGUGGUGGAGUUUAUGACUGGUUUGAAUCAGUACAGUCUGAUGAAAAUAGAAAAACUUGAGAUCUUGAACAGACUGCCACGAACGAUCGUCUCCCUAUUCUCUGUGAUUGAGGAAUGCGACCAGAGAUUUAGUGACGAGCAAUGUAAUAGCAUGCUGGAACUUGUGCAAAGGUGUUUCCCUGUUGCACAGGAAGCGGUAGAAGAUGAACAUAUGGAAGUUGAACAAGAAGAAGAGGAGGAGGAAGAGGAAGUGAUCGCGGAGCAGUUUGAAAUGGAAGAGCUACAACAUGAGACGUUUGCUCAGAUCGAUGAAGCGGAAGAGCAAGAAGAGUGAUGCACUAUGUACCAAAUUAAGAUCGAUAAUAUCCAAAAGCUCUAUAUGUACCUAAAAUAAAUCUAGAAGAUCAGCAUUCGUGGUCUCUUGAUGUCGAUUAGAUUGCUGGGAUUGCUGAUGAGAUUCUGGCUCUUGGAUCAGGUCCUUGAACACGGACGAGCCAGACGGCUGCGGUGGUGGUGGCUGCGUAGACAAAUUGGUGAACAAAUCGUUCAAUUCAUCCAAAAUGUUUCCAGUGACCGGAGUGCUCGUAUCAGAUUGUCCGUUCGCAUUUUGAACAGCGUCAUAAUCAUCAUCAAAGUCCAGCAGAUUUUCAGCUUUGACAGUAUUAUUAACAAUCUCAGACUUGGCCAUUUGCUGCAGUUCCUCGAAUUUCUUGGUCUGGAGUUGAGUGUUAAUCAGUUCACCGUCGACUGAUUUGAUAAAGCUUGACGCAGGUUUAUGAUAAACUGAGCCUAAAUUGGAGAUCUCGUUGACAAGCUCAUUGAGAAGGAGAGGUGGGAAAUGGUCUAUUGUAGACUCAAGCACAGGAAGCUUGCUUAGAAUAAUUUUCUUCUGCAGCUCCGAAUUGUCUGUAGAUAAAAUUCUCCAGUAAAUGUAAGCCUUAUCCCUAACGUCUGGGUUUUCUAUCUCCUUGGUGGCCUGAUUGAGCGCCUGCUGCAGCAGGCUCUGUGUGACUGGCGUAGGCUUCGUGAGAUUGAUUUUCACAAUUGUGGUCAAAAAUGCUGAUUGCACGGCUGGGUCCAUGUCUUGGAAUUGCGCCAUCAGAGACGUAAGACGGUCUUCUAGAUGUGGGAUUUCAGAAGCGUACUGCCCGACAAUCCACACGUAAGAUGCCAGUGCGUCACUCGAUUUCAAAGAGUCCAACUCGAGAUCUCCAAUAAUAGUAAUGACGGUUGUGAGGUACUCGUUGCUGUACCUUCUCAAUAUAUUUUGUAGGACCACGACUAGUUGAUCAAUGACGUAGUCAGAACGUGAAAUGAAGAGCUCAUAUAGCACGUCAAUUGCCUUUUUUGAUAUUUUCGGGAUUUUGAUAGCCAGCUGACCAAGAGCCAUAACAGACUUGUCUACCACCUCAGUUUCAAUUUCCAUAGCGUAUUCACGGAGUUCUGCCAAAAGCAGCAGCCCAUUCGAGUCGUCUGCCAAUCUCACCAUAAUGUCAAUUUUCUCCAGUUUGAGGUAUAAUGGAUCGUUGUACUUGAUAAAGAAUACACGGAGCUCUCUCGCCAAAACCACGGGAUAUUUCUCCAAAAUGAUACGAAUAUUUCUGAGAGCAACAUAUUGAAGUUCCGGAGGAGUGGAUAGCAACGAAACCAGGGGCGAAGAAAGCCGUUUCAGCAGCGAGUUCUUUUGCUCCUCAUCUACCUUGUCCAAUUGCUUGAUGAUAACCUUCACAGCACUGAGCACAACAGCCGGAUUUUCGUGCUGAAGCUGCGGUGAGACACGGUCGAUAAUGUGCUGCACCUCGCCAACUUCUUCGGCAGCAUAGUCCGCAAGUGCCGUAAGAAUUGCGAUACGACCCCAUUCUGUGCACUCAUUCAGCGUAAUGAGCAAUUUCUUAAGGAUCUUUGAGUCAAUCUUGAGAAUGUUGGAGUUUGUUGCCUUGGAAAUCUCUAUCAGGGCUGAAAUCGAAUUAGCAACCACCAUCUGGUUAGAGUCGUCCAGCAGACUCAUCAGCUCGUCCAAAAACCCUUGCUCAAUGCACAUGCGAGAAUUGAGGUCAAAAAGCUUCGCCACACAGAUGGCCGCUGUUUUACGAACGUACGGAUUGUCAUCCUUGAGAGUCCGUUUUAGAGGGAUUUCCAUGUAAUCAACCAUUUUGUCCACCCGAAUGCAACCCAUGGUCCGAAUCGCAAGCGCUCUAACCAGAGGAUUUGGAUCCUCGGUAUCUUGGACAAAAGUGUUGACGGCCAAGAUACAAAGUUCUGGGUUCGUUUUUGCGUAGUUCAUCAAAUACAGAUACACCAGUUUCUUCUGCUCUAAAUCAUGCGUGGCGAUAUUCUUGAGAAUAUCCGGGAACAACGAUGACACGUCUUUGCCCACAGUCAUUGCAGCGAUCACUCUUUGAAUUGUAUCCUUACGCUCAUCUGCAUACUGCGAAACAAGUCCUUCUCUGAAUUCAAAUGUUUCACCUUUGCGAGGAACAUUGAAUAGUUUCCGGAGUCUCGAUUCCAGCCGUGACACAGACAUGAUGACAAAAGUGGCCAGC
This is a messenger RNA of Ogataea polymorpha, 2779 nucleotides long. RefSeq lists its product as uncharacterized. Gene Ontology annotation, biological process: transcription initiation at RNA polymerase III promoter. The record is from RefSeq and is a predicted model, not a curated record. Bases 10 to 570 code for a protein of 186 amino acids. Lineage: Eukaryota; Fungi; Ascomycota; Pichiomycetes; Pichiales; Pichiaceae. The transcript has 2 exons. Gene Ontology annotation, molecular function: nucleotide binding. Gene Ontology annotation, cellular component: RNA polymerase III complex.